Molecule: messenger RNA, 1481 nt
Organism: Cuscuta epithymum
Lineage: Eukaryota; Viridiplantae; Streptophyta; Magnoliopsida; Solanales; Convolvulaceae
Source: the annotation of a GenBank genome assembly
CUAUUUCAGAGACUAAAUGCAUGAUUUUCCUUAUACAUACAUAUAUAGGUUUUGGAUAAAAUAAAAACCACUUUUAACGUGAAAACAGCAAAGUGCUCACUUUUUCCCCAAUGUGAUGAUCUUUAAAGGUGAUUUGUUGCACUUUUUAGACUUUGGUCAAGACAUGUCAAAUAAAAAAAAAUGUGGUGGCAUUUCCGUAAAUAAGUCAGGUUCAAGUCAGGAACUCUUGACCGGAAUCGCCGUGUGAAAUUCAUUAUUUAGGGUGGUUUCCGGUGGAAUUUUUUGAUGAUAUGUGUUGAUCAUGUUCAUCAUUAAGUCUAGUUUAUGCAUCAAAUUUCAGAUCAAAAUUCAAUUAGGAGGCAGUUGAUUUUUUUUUGUACUCUAGGUGGUCUGGGAGAGGGGUUCUGGAGUAAUCAGGGUUAAGUUGAAACUCAUUCCAUUGAGCUUCGAACCCGAGACAUCCCAUAAGGGAGAGUGAGUCGGCGACCAGCUGGACUGGACCGCUUCCUCGGGAGACAAUUAACUAAUUUAUUGAAACAUACUGCACAUCCUGUACAUAUAUAAAACACAAUAUAUUUCAAGAAUUUAUUUAGUUGUCUUCCCGAUUGAAUUUUGAACUAAAAUUUGGUAUGCAUAAACUAGACUUGAUGAAGAACAUGCUCAAAAAAUCGCAUCAAAAGUAAAUGUCAACAUUUUAUUGGGGAUCCUCAAACAACAAACUUAAACAACAUUGGAUUAAGUGGUCAGAUUUGUGCCUUCCUACAAAAGAGGGAGGUCUGGAUAUUAGUUAGGGCAGGUGGAAAAAGCUUUUACUUUGAAGCUUUGAUGGAAAUGGAAGAAAAGAGUUGAUCAGCAUGGUAAAUUGAUAUGGGCUGCUGAGGAGGAUGGUAUGUUUUCUUUUCAAUCUGCCUUCCAACUGGUAAGAGCACAAAAGUUUUCCACCUUCUCAUUUAAGCAUUGUUGGCACCCCAAACAAGUAUAAUAAAGCUUUAUAGUGAAAAAUUCUUAAUAAUAUUCUUCCUACUAUAGAUAAUCUAAAAAGGUUUCAAAUGGUGUUAAAUCCUUCUAUCUGCCCCAUGUGUAGAGCUCAUGCCGAUUCUAUGAACCAUUUUCUUUUUCAAUGUAAGGUGGCUCAACGAGUAUGGGUGUAUUUCAUAAAUAUUUGUGGGAUCCCUAAUACUGGCUUUGACAAUACUAUGAGACAAUCCCUUAUAUCUUGGUGGCUCAAAGCAGGGAGUAACAAGGUUUUAGAUCUGUUCGAACAUAAUUUACCCGGAACCAUAGAUUGGCAUCUAUGGAAAUCUUAUUCAGGUUUGAUUUGGGGAUCGGACAAGGUGGUACCUACCCCACCACCAUCGUCAUCAUCAUCAUUAAUGCUCCUAACCUCCUAGAAAAACAGCUAUGUCACUAGAACCAUCCGUAAUAAUCUCAUUAAUGAGUAUGCUUUAAUUUGUGGUUGAGAUUUUGUAAUGGUUUUUUGG